CUUCACCAUUUUGCUUAAAAAUUUGUGCCAGGACAGUUCAUAUGAAUAUCUCGCCAUUUUCACCAUCAAAAACGUUCCGUAAUACCGUGAGCUACUCAUUUUUCAUAUUUUCGUUCAAUUUGCUUUACGUAAUAGACCCCUUGGAUCGUAUCUGCGUAUUUAUUAAAGCGAUGUAGACACAUGCGAUUGAGUGGAUCCGAACCCGUUAAAUCUCGGAUUGAGCAGUUCGAUGGAAAUGUAGUCAAUGUUUACAAAAGUUAAAUCACAUGUUCACAUUAUGCUGUGAGAUAGUAUGAGAUUAUGAGUACGAAAAUGAUUUCAGUUAAAAAAUGUUGUUCGUACUGCUGAAUUUAAUCCAAUGCUUUAUUCUAUUUUAAAAAUCUUAAAUUAUUUUAUUGCUAAUGUCCUGCUAAUAUUUGAUACAAUUGAUAUGUCAUGCAGCACAAUGACUGAUAAGAAAUAUUCUCUACAUGAGAUUGAACAAAAAAGAUUAUUAGCCUUGCAACGUAAAGAAGAGACAGUAAAAAAACUACAUGCUACUGAGGUUGUGAAGCCUUCAAAUGGCAAUGCAAAAGAUAAUAUACAAACAAAAAUAAAAGGAGCUCAAUCUCCCUUAGCACAGCAUUCUAUGGGUCGAAGUAGUCACCAAAAACAAACAUUCAGACAAAAUAGAAAUAAUUCAAAUAUUUUACGGUCCCCUUUAAAAUCAAAUCGCUUUAACCCUAUUGAACCUCGAAUAUUUUUUGGCCAGCAAAAAGCUGUGACUGGAAAAUGCUAUAUGAUCAGUGAAGUGACAUUUGCAAUCGAAACAGAUUCAUUUCAUCAACCUCUCAUUGAUAUAUAUAAAUCAAUACCUAGUAAAUCAUAUGAUUUAAUAACUAGAAUUUGGAGUUUUCACAUAAGUGACUAUGAACUUCUUAUGGAAAAAUUACUACAAUUUCGACCAAAUGUAUGCAUUGCUGGUUUACCUAAAAUUGUUAUGCAGACAUUCAUGAACAAUUCAAACAUAAAAUGUGAUAUGGAAAGAAUAGAUUUAAGUUCAGUAGAUCCAGUAUUACUCCAGAAGUUAUUUCCAUUUCAAUUAGAAGGAGUUUGUUUUGGAAUAUCUAAGAAAGGUAGGUGUAUAAUUGCGGAUGACAUGGGACUAGGAAAAACAAUUCAGGCUCUGGGAAUCGCUCAUUACUAUAAGAAUGAUUGGCCGCUUCUAAUCGUUGCUCCUUCGUCAAUGAGAUACCAGUGGUCAGAAGCAAUAUUCAAUUUCCUGCCAUCUAUUCCAACUCACUAUGUUCAACAUUUUACAAGUGGUAAAGAUUAUAUCAAUAACUCACGAGUAGUUAUUGUAUCGUAUGAUUUAUUAUCACGAGCAUUGGAUACAUUCCUUAAACAUGUCUUUGGAUUCAUUAUAUUAGAUGAGUCCCAUACAUUGAAGAGUCUUAAAACAGCACGAACAAAAGCUGUUCAGACAAUAGCGACUCAUGCUCAUCAUGUAGUAUUGCUCAGUGGAACACCAGCAUUAUCUAGGCCAUUAGAAUUAUAUUCACAACUUAAUAUAGUUAAACCAGGAUUCAUGCCGUAUCACGAUUAUGGUACUCGAUACUGUGCAGGAAUUAAGCGUUCAUUUGGAUGGGAUUUCUCAGGUUCUUCCAAUAUGCAAGAAUUACAAUUGUUUCUGAAAGCUACCUGUUUACUCAGAAGAUUGAAAAGUAACGUGUUAAGUCAGUUACCUUCAAAGAUCAGGGAAGUUGUUGUCUUGGAUCCAGUAUUAAUAGAGGCUAGUAAUAAAGAGCUUCAAAAAAUGUCAAAAAAUUUGAACAUUAAGAAUUUGAAAGGGUUUGACAAACAAAAUGCUUUCAUAGAAUAUUAUAAUAUCUCCAGUAAAGCAAAAAUAAAGGCAGUUUGUAAUUAUGUAACUGACUUACUUGAAAGUGGAAAAAAGUUCCUGAUUUUUGGUCAUCACCAUACUCUUCUGGAUGCUAUUUGUGAAGUUGUAACGUCAAAGAAGAUACAAUAUAUACGAAUUGACGGGAAGACAAGUUCGGAGCAACGAAAAUUACAAGUUGAUAAGUUUCAAGAGUAUGAUGACUAUCGAGUAGCCAUUUUAUCAAUAACUGCUGCUAAUGCUGGAUUGACAUUAACGGCGGCACAACUAGUAGUAUUUGCUGAACUUUUUUGGAAUCCAGGGAUUUUAAAUCAGGCAGAGGACAGAGUUCACAGAAUUGGACAAGAAAAUAGCGUUGUCAUUCAAUAUUUGGUAGCUCGAAAAACGGUUGAUGAUCAUCUCUGGCCUUUAAUUGAGAAAAAACUGACGACACUUAAUGAGGCUGGUCUCAAUGAAGACCUUUCAUUUGGUACAGCUAAUGUUACUUUGCAAAAAGUUUCAGAACCCCAGCAACCAAAAAUAAAUUCCUUUUUUGCAAAUACUCAAGGACAAACCAAAAUGAAUGAUUUUGUAGAGCAAAAAUCCAGUACAAAUAUUACAGAUAAUGAUAUGCAAGAAGAAAGUAGCAAUUCAAAUUUACAAGAAAAAGGUUUUGGUCAUUUGCUUGAAUUAAACGCAGAAGAUUUUGAUGAUAUUGACUUAGACAGUAUGACAUAAGAUUUGCUCACUUGUUUUUGAAACUUACAACUAUAACAAUUAAAAUAACAUGGAAAACCCAGAACAUUGACUGAAAAGAUUUGUAUCCGAAGUAAAUUGUUAUGAUUAGUAUUUUUCCCUUGUUUUAUAUAAACCAUGGAAAAAGAUAUUGUAUUUACUUAAUUAUUAUUUAUUGAUAAUGUUGCACAUUUGAGGCAAUAUUCAUAUUUGUUACUUGUCAUCUUUACGUUUUUGUAAAUCAAAUAAAAACUACUAUAGUUGUACUGUAUAAUUAGAUGCUUAUAAAUAGUUGAUAGAAUGUAAGAAUGUACAUCUAAUGAAUUUGAUAAGAGUAAUUUGAUAUAUAUAUAUUUUUGUAUGAUCUUGCACAUAAUACAAGAUAUAUUACUUGAAUUCAUUUCAAUGUGAUACUGAAAUUGUAAAAAGAUUUAGUUAAAUCAAA
Messenger RNA from Orussus abietinus, 3038 nucleotides. RefSeq names its product SWI/SNF-related matrix-associated actin-dependent regulator of chromatin subfamily A-like protein 1 (gene Marcal1). NCBI's taxonomy places the organism in Eukaryota, Metazoa, Arthropoda, Insecta, Hymenoptera, Orussidae. Bases 359 to 2596 code for a protein of 745 amino acids. Gene Ontology annotation, cellular component: nuclear replication fork. Gene Ontology annotation, biological process: replication fork processing; DNA repair. The record is from RefSeq and is a predicted model, not a curated record. The transcript is spliced from 12 exons. Gene Ontology annotation, molecular function: ATP-dependent chromatin remodeler activity; ATP binding.